GCUGACGCACAUCUCGCAUCGAGAGAUGUACGGUAGUAUAGCACGAGAGCGAGCGGUAUUUUUUUCCCCGAGUUUCAGCCCGCAGGAACGCGUUCCUCGGUCUCCGUCCCUCCUUCUCCGUCUCUCUCUUUCUCUGUCUGUCUAUCUCUCGGCGUUUCGAGCGAGAAACAGCUGAUCGCCGUCCCUUUAAUAGCGUCGUCGAGCCGUCGUCGUGCGAGGUGAGUCGCUCGAGAUCGUUAAGAGGGAUUUGUCAUCUAGGAGCCGCGAUCGGCGCAGGAAUGUUGACUACGUUUUCACCAUGGACAAACUGAGAGUGAGGUUGGAGUAAAAGUGAGGUGGAUUCGAAAGUAUAAACGAAGCGUUCCACAGCAACAGGCGUGACGUAGAAAGGGUCAGUACACAACGACGGACAAGCCGCCUAGCUUGAAGUUAAUCUUGAAAGUAGGAGGCAGUACUGGAACGCCUGAACACGGUAGUGAAUCGCCGAGUCAGGCCACGAUGCUGUCGCAACAUUAUCAACAACAACUGGGCCUCAAUUAUUCUGUUAGUCAAGGAGACACAGAGUACGACAGAUAUGUCGGCCACAAGAAGCUCAAAAAAAAGAAGAAAAAGAAAGAUAAACGACAUAAACAUCAUCAUAAAGACAAGAAGAGACGAAAAGAAGAAUCGAGUCAGGAAUCAGUCGGCGACGCUGACGAAAAUUUAGCCGAGCCAGUACCUAAGAAGAGCUGUACUAAUCACAAUCAGUUGUUACCACUUAGGCCGCCACCAAGUGGCGAAUUAAGGGUAGGCGUUAGUAGUAUAAAUUCUCUAUCACCACAUCGUGAACCUAGAACAUGCGUUCUCAGAAAAAUAGCAGAGCGUACGCCUCUCCAGAGAUUGCUGGAACAUUUGUUGCGGUCAAUGGAAAAGCGAGAUCCACAACAAUUUUUCGCUUGGCCAGUUACGGACAGUAUCGCGCCCGGUUAUUCUCAGAUAAUCACAAAUCCCAUGGAUUUCAGUACGAUAAAACAAAAGAUAGAUGACAACAACUAUCAGAAUCUGCAAGAAUUCGUAGAUGAUUUCAAGCUCAUGUGCGAUAACGCUAUGACUUAUAAUCACUCUGAUACUAUUUACUACAAGGCGGCGAAAAAACUGUUGCACGUCGGUUUGAAGAUGGUCACUCCCGAGAAAUUACGGCAACUCAGACCAGUACUGAUGUACAUGAACGAUAUAACGAAGGAGGAGCUUGGAUUCGAAUUGGGCAUCGAGGAUCCCAACAAUCUAGAUGUUCCUGUAACGGAGGAGCAGAUCGAGCGGGAGCGUGAACAGGAGGAACGCAAUGAGGAGGCAGAAGAACUCAGAAAGGAAAAUCAGAGAAAAAUGAGACUGGCUAGUUUAGGCAAAUUCGAGGCGAUACCGGACGACUUGACGCCCGAAGAGAUACUGAAGCAAGCAAGAGGAGCGGCCAAAGCGGCGACGGAGAAACUCAGUCUGAAGAGAGCAAACUCUAAGAUGGGUUUUCUGCGACAGAAGAAAGACGGCACUACCAGUUUGCAGAUUAUUGUACCCGGGGACGGAAUCAUUCCUGGAACCAAUCAGAGACCUGUGUCGCUAGGUCAAUUGAUAGGCAAGUUGAACCAUGGCACGGGAGCAUUGGCCGGAUUUCGGGAAGAUCGUAGAAACAUGUCGAAACCGGUGAAACCGCUGUAUUACGGGGCGUUUGGUUCGUACGCACCAAGCUAUGAUUCGACGUUUUCUAAUCUUACCAAGGAGGAAACCGAUUUAGUCUAUCAGACUUACGGCGAUGAAACGGCUGUGCAGUAUGCUGAGUCAAUUCUGGAUUUCGCCAAGGAUUGUGAUUACACAUUGACCAUGGUCGACGACCUGUUGGACAUUCUCACAAGUGGGGAUCAUCGAAAGACGAAGAAGUUUCUUGAGGAAAAACGAAAAUUGAAGGAAGAAGAGGAAAAAAUCAAGCAUAUACUGGAGAAGCCUAUACAGGACAUGAAUCGUAACAUUUCAUCGCUGGAUAAGGUCAAGGUUGAUAUCGAGCAACUGAAGACACUCUCGGAACUCGGUAUCGACAUAAACUUCUUAGAGAAUUUAGAAGAAGAAUUUAAAUACAGUGAAGAACGCGCCGUUCUACAGAGUCGUCUGGAUGACACAUCACAGAUGCUGGGCCGGUUGAAACAAGUUCAGCACGAACGUUUGUCAGCGCCACCACCGGCACAUCUGUCCAAUGUUCCUAAAGCGGGAGAAGCUGAAGUGAUGCUGGCCGAGAAGAUCACUGAUAAUCUGACCGACAUAGCGAAGAAACUGCCACCGUCGGGGAUUGCGCCAGUCGAUGGAUUGCGUAGGGCGAUGGGCAUAGCACCCUUGGGUGGACCGGAACCCAUGGAAGUCGAACCGAUCACGCAUAACCCUACUAUAGUCGCCGACAGUCCGUUAUUGCCGCCAAAUGCGAACAAUGGAAAUAAUCAGGUGCUGUCAAACCUGCUGCCGACUUCUCCGAUUCAGAAUACGAAUCUAUUGAGUCCGACUGGUCAGCAGAAUCAGAAUAUCAGUAUUGUAGGCGCGAAUCAGCCGCCGCCGCCGCCGAUUCAGAUGCAGAUCGGUAUGACACACAGUAGUCAGACGCCGCCAUCCCUGUUGAGCGCGACGGAGCCAUCCGGCGUGACCGAUCUCGAGUCCGAAUUGCGCGAAUUUCUAGAAAGCGACCCCACAUUGGGACAUUCGCCUCUCCAUGAUGAUAAAACUCUGGAGGAUAUUUUGUCCGAAUCUUAGUGCAUGCGCAUGUUCCAAUCUGAGUGUGUUCUGCAAUACAUAUAACUUAUAAAUAGAAAUAUAUAAAUUAUAAAUAUACAGAGUUCUGUACAUUUUAUUAUCGACAUGCUAAUUUUUUUAUGUAUGAUUAAUAAAUUGAAU
Formica exsecta is the source of this 2907-nucleotide messenger RNA. It is a transcript of the gene Brd7-9, whose product is annotated as bromodomain-containing protein 7. Bases 499 to 2766 code for a protein of 755 amino acids. The record is from RefSeq and is a predicted model, not a curated record. The transcript is spliced from 4 exons. Gene Ontology annotation, biological process: regulation of transcription by RNA polymerase II. Gene Ontology annotation, cellular component: nucleus. NCBI's taxonomy places the organism in Eukaryota, Metazoa, Arthropoda, Insecta, Hymenoptera, Formicidae.